Aspergillus tanneri is the source of this 1749-nucleotide messenger RNA. RefSeq lists its product as uncharacterized. The coding region runs from base 1 to 1749 and encodes 582 amino acids. The record is from RefSeq and is a predicted model, not a curated record. The transcript is spliced from 3 exons. Lineage: Eukaryota; Fungi; Ascomycota; Eurotiomycetes; Eurotiales; Aspergillaceae.
AUGCGAAAUAACAACCUCCACUCUAGACCUUCGGAUCUCAAAUUCGGACAUUUCUAUCCCAUCUAUCUCGCCUAUCCAUCUAUGCUCAACCUGAUCCCGAAGAUCUCGAAGAUCAUCAGAUUUGCCCGCGCGGGCAAGAGGACCCCUCCGCCCAUUCCAUUCGAGCUGGUCCAGCACUCGGGCAUAUUCUUGGAAGAGAAACUCUACACCCAAGCUCUCGACCUUCUCCUGAACAUCCUUACGUCUUCAACAGAGCUUCCAACUUCUGUCUUUGUCCCCUCGCCUCAACAUCUCGCCAUUGCAGCGACUUUUCUUGUCCACCCGUCGACCACUACCUGCGCCAAAACCAUCGAAGAAGAGGAAGCACCCAAUGCCUCUCUACGACUACUACGACUCACGAAUACCCUCGCCGGGCCAAUCUCUGCGAACUUCAGACUGGCAUUCUCCUUCACCCACUUUGAAUCCUCUCGCCAAGGUCGACGGCGGCACGAGCAUGACUCCGACGAUGAUAUGAAACCAUUAAACCUCCACCUGGGCCAGUCCUCAUCCGUAUGGUCCCGCGCAGAGGACUUCUGGCACGCAGUUGGAUGGGCGCUCAAUUGCUCGGUGCUCCACCGUGAGCGAUGGCAGAGAUGGCAGACCUGGCUGGAAUUCAUGUGCGAAGUCCUCGAAGAUGACUGGAACGAGCGAAUUCGUCUGCAUACCUCUACAGAACAGGGGGCUGAGAAAGGCGGCGACGAUUCCAAGAUCCUCAAGGAUAGCCUGAUCCUGCGAUACAUCACGGAGGGCACUGGGGGUUAUGGACGAAACCGUCGGAUCUUGCGCGCUAUCUUUGCCGAUGGAGGCAGCGGCUCCGUUAACGAAUUCCGAGAGGUAUUCCACAAGGAGCUGAAGCAGCGCAAACGGGGCGGCGAGAACGUCAAAAAAAGAGAAGUCGAAGUGAACAUCGACGAAGAGCAGUAUGGCGACUAUCUCGCCAAUGAUGACGACGACGAAGACGGGUCAUCCCCGGGCCAAACCGACAACACGACAGCCAAAGCGAAACGGCCAACACGACAGAGCAAACGUCCCCGACGAGGCACCCGAUCCAAAGACGCCCAUGCUCACGCCAACAAUGACGCCCAAACCACCACCCACACGAAUGGCGACGUUGCCCUUUUCGGAGGCUUUCCCUCCUUAGCUCUACGCCAGCGUCUCCUCCACCUACUCUCCUCCGUAUCGCAACACCUCCCGAAGUGUUUCGUCUCGCUGGAAGAACUAUAUCACCUAUUCGCCGAGAACAUCCGCCACCUGCCCCUGCCUACUUUCCAAGCGCUGGUCUCUCCCUCGAUACUGCCGUACUUCUCGUCCGCCGCGCAGACCACACUCUGCGAGUUCCUACUCUUCCGCAUGCGCGAGAGCCACGCCGCCGACUCCGACGAGCAAUACCUCAACCAGACGAAACUGGUACGAUGUUUCCUGCCAUACGCAGCCAACACAUCCAGCAUCACCGACAACGCCAAGAUAUCCAUCACCCUGGAGUCGUUGUUGAUGCUCCUAGCCGAAAGCGACAUGCUGACGGUGACCCCGGAGUUACAAGGGGCAGUGCAGACGGGGAUCCUGGCGCGCGCGGACAAAGCGCAGGCCGAGAGCAAGAAAAGUCAGAAUAGUCGCAAAUACGAGGACGUCGAGUGGUGCUGGCUUCUGGAAAGUGGUGAGAGGUUGAUGUUUCUUGUGAAUGAGAUUCUGCCACAUGCGAAGAAGACUUAA